This is a messenger RNA of Melanotaenia boesemani (Boeseman's rainbowfish), 3239 nucleotides long. RefSeq names its product secretory carrier-associated membrane protein 1-like. The transcript is spliced from 9 exons. Gene Ontology annotation, biological process: protein transport. Gene Ontology annotation, cellular component: trans-Golgi network membrane; recycling endosome membrane. The coding region runs from base 172 to 1203 and encodes 343 amino acids. The record is from RefSeq and is a predicted model, not a curated record. Lineage: Eukaryota; Metazoa; Chordata; Actinopteri; Atheriniformes; Melanotaeniidae.
UCGCAUCUUCUCAUCUGCCAUUUUUGUGCUACCGGCUAACUUGCUAAACAAGAGGUCUCCAUCAACAGAAAGCGGUGAAGAAACGGAGACAGUCAAAUAAAGGGACUAAACCUUCCGUGGAGACUUGGGGAGUUUUUAUACACAAGAAGCUGUUGUUAGGAAGGCGAUAUAAUGUCUGACUUUGACAGCAAUCCGUUCGCAGACCCGGAUUUCAGCAAUCCCUUUCAGGAUCCUUCGGUGACCCAGGUGACACGGUCUGCCCCUCCUGGUGGUCUGGAGGAAUAUAACCCUUUCACAGACGCCAGAACGGCAGCACCUGGAAAUGCCCCCAAAUCAAAUCCUGCACCUCCCCAGAACACACAACCUGCCAUCAUGAAGCCCACGGAAGAGCCACCAGCUUACUCACAGCAACAGACUCAGGAUCAAGCACGGGCUCAGGCGGAAUUGUUGAGAAGGCAGGAGGAGUUGGAAAAGAAAGCAGCAGAGCUUGAUCGUCGGGAGAGAGAGUUACAGUCUCAUGGAGUGGCAGGAGGACGUAAAAACAACUGGCCUCCGCUGCCAGAAAAGUUCCCUGUAGGUCCAUGUUUCUAUCACGAUAUUGCUGUGGACAUUCCUGUAGAGUUCCAGAAGACUGUCAAGAUAAUGUACAACCUUUGGAUGUUUCAUGCAGGCACACUCUUUGUGAACAUGUUUGGCUGCCUGGCAUGGUUCAUUGUGGACGCAUCUCGUGGUGUAGAUUUUGGUUUGGCCAUGCUCUGGUUUCUGCUGUUCACCCCGUGUUCUUUUGUCUGCUGGUACAGACCACUUUAUGGGGCUUUCAGGAGUGACAGUUCGUUCCGUUUCUUUGUCUUCUUCUUCGUCUACAUCUGCCAGUUUGGAGUUCAUGUUCUACAAACUAUUGGUAUCACUGGCUGGGGAACUUGUGGCUGGAUUGCAGCUCUGACUGGUCUGAACACCAGUAUCCCAGUGGGCAUCAUCAUGUUACUGAUUGCAGCUCUGUUCACAGCACUUUCUGUGGGCUCACUUAUUAUGUUUAAAAAGGUGCAUGCCCUGUACCGUACCACUGGUGCUAGUUUUGAGAAGGCUCAGCAGGAGUUUGCAACGGGCGUCAUGUCUAACAAGACGGUUCAAACCGCCGCUGCCAAUGCUGCAGCUAAUGCUGCAUCCAAUGCUGCUCGUGGGGCCUUUAAACCUCAUCCAUGAGCAGAGACAUCAAUCCAACACACAUGCUCACACAGACAAGCCUACAGACACACACUGAUGAGAUGGAGACGGACAACUCUGACAUUACUGGCUUUUGAUCAAAAACACUAUAUUUAUGAAUGUUUUCCCUGCACACUUUGCUCAUAAAGUGUAUAAUAAAAUGACUGAUAAGUGACCAGAGUUGUUCAUCUUCACCUAAAAUCAAACAUCAGUAAAAACACUAACAUUUACCCUGUCUGCUUUACAGCCAGGUGACUGUCUGCUCACAUCCUUCAAAAGAUCCACUAAGUGACUCAAGGUGUGCUCUGAGUGUGCAAGAUAUCAUCUCGUACACUGAAAUGCUCCUUAGCUUUCCUUGUUCUGUUCCCUUAAAGUGAUCCCAGAUUGGUUGGAGGUUGCAGUUCUAGGAUACCUUAUUUUUGUCAUGGUGAUGGCCUCCAAACAGCUUCCUGCCUGAUAAAUUCAGUGUAGAGUUGUGAAAAGUGAUAAUCUGAUCUUGGUGGUUUGCACUUAGUUCUGUUUUCUUGCUCAUUUACUGAGAGUACAGUGUUUGACUGAAUGGCUGGGCCUCCGUGCGAAUGCGUGCUUCACUUAAGGAAAAUUGUGGCGCUAUUUGGUUUAUUGUUUUUUUUUUUCUUUUUUUAUAUAAAUAUACAAAAAUAUAUAUAAAAUCCAGUGCGUGAACAUUGAGGUCUGAAAGGUAAAUUGUACCUUGUUCUGUAUUUGUGCUUCUAUAAUGAGACAAAUUUUCUCAUUAUAGUAAAAAUUAUUUAAUAUAAAUAGGAAUAUGUAUUUUCUUAUUUACAGAUAUUCCCUCAGCAACAUCUUAAUUAGUUAAAUAAUUACGCGCUCUUCGUGUGCUACUUUCAGGUGGUUCAGUGUCUUCAGAUGCAAUAGCAUGAUCGCAACAAGCAUGUUUGGCACACUCAAAACAGCACAGUCAUUCUGGCCACUGCCUUCUUUUCAGGCCACGCAAGUAGCUGGUUUUGGGAAAAUGUCUGUGCUUCAUUUUCCCUCUAUUUUCAGUGAAAAAUGAUUGCAUGUCCUAGCAGCUGUCUGUAUGAUGGUGAUGGUUCAGCUCGACUUUAAUAGCCCGGUGCAAUUAAAGAAUUUGGGAAUCUAUACAUUUUUUCAUGUAUGUAUGGCAUUAACACACUAGUACUGUAUGUGGCUCUCCCUCGGUUGUUUUUGUAGCUCUUCAUACUUGGUUAAAAACUAAUGCUGCUAUAUAUCUGAGAGGUACUUGGCCCUGGCCUCCCGCUGUCAUGUCUCUUGUUGAAAAGGAUACACACCAUACAUAGGGAGAACUGAGCUGCCUUCUCUCACAGAGGAUGACCUGAAAAGUGAGAUUAAUCUGCAUAUAUAAAUAAAAAAAAAGUUAAAACACUGAUACUGUGUUUAUGUACACUUCAACCACUAACAGAUUGUUUUCAUUGGUUUUUCCUGUCAGUAGUGGUUUACUGGCAUCAGACCUUUUAAAGCCAAACAGUAUAACAGGGGUUUGAUGCACAUUCAGUGAUUUCACUAUGAUACAUUAAUUUAUAUACAGUGAUAAAAGUGUUACUCGGCACUACAGUUGUAUAGACUACUGUCACGGAAUAAAAAAUGGAUGUGAGUUUUGUUUUUGUUUUUUGUUUUUUUUGUGCUAAGGCCUCUUAUAGUUCAUGUGAUUGAAGAUGUGCAUGAUAGAUGAAUGAUAACUGGUACUGCUGGUAAAACAUGAAAUACUCCCUGAAGUGUUUAAAAGUUGAGGGCUACGAAUCCCUCGUGAAAUAGUAACCUGUAUCUUGGCAGUAUUUUCCUUUGGAAACUCUUUUUUGCAUUUGAUUUUAAGUUGGUGCAAAACAUGUUUUAUUUAUGGUGUUAUUUAAUUUUGCAUUUCAUUUUUCUUUCGUUUGAUCUUUUUCUUUUUUUGUCUAAUGUUUGAUGACAUGGUCAUAGCAUCAGCUAGGCUGCAAUAAGUGUUCAGUGACUUUGCAACUUGGCCCUGCAAGAUGUGUGUGAGGAUUCGUGAAUAUGAUAAGUAUGAAAGAAAA